Messenger RNA from Neoarthrinium moseri, 726 nucleotides. RefSeq lists its product as uncharacterized. The record is from RefSeq and is a predicted model, not a curated record. The coding region runs from base 1 to 726 and encodes 241 amino acids. The transcript has a single exon. Lineage: Eukaryota; Fungi; Ascomycota; Sordariomycetes; Amphisphaeriales; Apiosporaceae. Gene Ontology annotation, molecular function: protein binding.
AUGUCAAACGCACAGAAGUUCUCCUGGGACUUUGAUGUCCCGGCCGACGCUUUCUGGAGCUCCCUCCCAUUUUCAACUGGGCGCAAUUUCCUCCAAUGCUUUGAUCCUGCAGACAUUGAGAUCAUGUCGCCACAAUUUGACGCAUCCCUACCAAUAGAGAAUAAGAAUAGACUUCUAUUGAGGCUGACGCAGCAGAAACUAGCGGUCGAAGAGGACGCAGCACAAAGAUCGGGAGAAGGCCGCCUAUAUGAAAAGGAUUGGGUCGCCUGGCAGAACCUCAUGCUCGCAAUCGUUACAACUCAGCACGAGCUUGGUCUUUUAGCAGACGAAGAGAGAACACUUCAGACAAUGCUCGACCACCCCAAACCUGGACAAAGCAAGAACUACUCUGCAUUAAAUAUGAUGGCACGGCUUUACGAUGCCAAUGGACGUUACGCGGAGGCGGAGCAAGCCCUCCUCGAAGUAAAAGCAUGGAUGGAAGAGCACCCUCAAAUUGGACGCGGAAGCCCGCCAGCCAUGGGAAACCUGAGAAUGCUAUUGGAGGCUGUAUGGAAACAGGGAAAUCACGAAGAGGCGACAGGGAUUUACAUGGACAUGAAGAGCUUGGUGGACCGGAUGGAUAAGACAAAUUUUGCCCAGUACCAGGAAGAGGAGCGGGAAAUGUUAGAAGGGCUUAUGGAGACUCUGAGGAAAUGGGAAGAUGCGCAGCAGGCAUCAGGAAUAUAG